Messenger RNA from Anthonomus grandis grandis, 1368 nucleotides. Its product is annotated as pro-resilin-like. Lineage: Eukaryota; Metazoa; Arthropoda; Insecta; Coleoptera; Curculionidae. Gene Ontology annotation, biological process: positive regulation of transcription by RNA polymerase II. Bases 1 to 1368 code for a protein of 455 amino acids. The transcript has 2 exons. Gene Ontology annotation, cellular component: RNA polymerase II transcription regulator complex. The record is from RefSeq and is a predicted model, not a curated record. Gene Ontology annotation, molecular function: transcription coactivator activity.
AUGAAACAGCUACUAAUCAUCGGCCUUAGCCUGGCAAUAUGCCAUGGACUUCCUACUCCAGAUGCAUUCGUACCUCACUCGGAAUACGGUGUCCCAAGAGCGGUUCUUCCUAUACAAGUUGCAUCUUUCCCGUACCCAGGAAAACUUGUGGAGGUUCCAAAGGUCGUUAUUCCUGUAGAAACAUAUGGUGCUCCUCCGAAUAAUGAAUAUGGUGUACCUUCAGAAGCUCCUAAAACUAUCGUUUCCAACUAUGACUACGUUAUUCCUCAGGCACAGGCUGCUCCAGUAGAAACCUAUGGCGCCCCCGCUCAGGAAAACACAGUUCUCCCACAUGCUCCAGUUAAUGAAUAUGGUGCCCCAGUAGAAACUUACGGCACUCCUGCUGCUGAAUAUGGUGUUCCCUCAUCAGAAGCCCCCAAAGCUGUCGUUUCCACUUACGAGUACGUUAUUCCUCACGCAGAGGUUGCUCCGGUAGUUGCUGUUCCGGCAGAAGCAUAUGGUUCUCCUGCUCAGGACAAGAAUUUGCUCCCAGAAGCUCCAGUUGACACUUAUGGGACUCCAAAUACUGAAUAUGGAAUUCCCCAAGUAAAAGUUCUUGUACCGGCAGAAGCAUAUGGUUCUCCCGCUCAGGAUAAUAACAGUCUUCUCCCACAAACUCCAGCUAACGAAUAUGGUGCUCCAGUAGAAACUUAUAGUACUCCUGCUGCUGAAUAUGGUGUUCCUCCAGAAGCCCCAAAAGCUGUCGUUACCAACUACGAAUAUGUUAUUCCCCAUGUACAAGUGGCUCCAGUAGUUGCUGCUCCGGCAGAAACGUAUGGUUCUCCUGCUCAGAAUAAGAAUCUACUUCCAGAUAACCAAUAUGGGUCUCCAACUGCUGAAUAUGGGGUUCCUCCGGUAGAGGUCGCUGCCCCGGCUAAAGCAUAUGGUUCUCCUGCUCAGGAACAGAAUGUGCUCCCAGAAGCCCCAGUAGAAACUUAUGGUACACCCGCUUCUGAAUAUGGUGUUCCCCCAGAAGCCCCUAAAGUCGUCGUGUCCAACUAUGAGUACGUUAUUCCUCACGUGGAGGUUGCUCCAGCAGUUGCUGCUCCGGCAGAAACAUAUGGUUCUCCUGCUCAAGACAGGAAUGUUCUCCCAGAGGCCCCACUUACCCAAUAUGGUGCCCCAGAAGAAACUUAUGGAACACCUGUUGCCGAAUAUGGUGUACCAUCAAAAGCUCUUCGUAUUCCUCAAGUAGUAGUUGCUCCAGAAACUGUUCCUGUGCAAACUUAUGGAACUCCUUCAGGAGUACCCAGGACACCUCAAGUAGCUUAUGGAGUUCCAGUGGUGCCGCAUAGUACCUACGGCGUGCCCGCUCAGUAUAGGAGUUAA